Molecule: messenger RNA, 1792 nt
Organism: Exophiala xenobiotica
Lineage: Eukaryota; Fungi; Ascomycota; Eurotiomycetes; Chaetothyriales; Herpotrichiellaceae
Exons: 4
Coding region: 146-1660 (504 amino acids)
Biological process (GO): regulation of DNA-templated transcription
Molecular function (GO): DNA-binding transcription factor activity, RNA polymerase II-specific; zinc ion binding
Source: RefSeq, a predicted model, not a curated record
GUCCAACUGUGUUUUGUCUUUCGAGCAAUCCUGCAUUCAAAUGUCGAGCUCCCCGAAUCCGAUACGAAUAUGGUGUUGUGAUACACCACAAGCCGAGACCUCGAAGCAACCUUCCAAUUGACCUCACGUCGUCGACACCAUCCUCAUGAGAGGUAAGCACAAAUCGGUCUGUCAGGCCUGCAGAAGACGACGGCUCGGAUGCGAUGGCAAAGUACCCCAAUGCACCCAGUGCACGUUCAGCGGCAAGGUCUGCCCGGGGUACGCGCAGAUUCUGACGAUCAUUCACCAUAAGUCGGAAGAGAAUUCUUCAGCUUCUGCAUCAGCCACAGAUUAUGAGUCCCGGUCUCGAAAUUGGAUUGCUUCGAUUGAAGUGGACGCGAACGCCCCGUUCAACAACUCUCUAGGCCGUCCCAGGCUGGACGGCUCCAGCAUCUCAAAUGCCAGUUACUCUAUACUGUCCGACCUGAUAAUUGAGGCAUACAUCCCCACCAACGAGAUUCGCUUCCUCUCAUGCAGAAGCACCACCCCGACCCUACAUUCCAGGAUUUGUGGUUCGUGGGUCGACGGGCUGGUCAAGAUCAAGCGGCCAAGCAGACAUUAUGCCGUUCUUAUGGCGGCGAUGAGGGCCAUGUGUCUGACGUUUGUCGAGCGCGGUAUAGGUCGAUAUGCGGAGACAGAGUACGUCCAGACGUACUGCAAUGUGCUGAUGGCCUUGAGAGAGGCCUUGACGGAAAGUUCCCAAGUGUUCGAGGCGGAUUUGGCUCUAGCGAGUAUGUGUUUGACACUAUCUGAGGUGAUGGUCCCGACCACAGAAGGCGGCUGGCAGGCACAUGUGAAAGGUGUCAGUGAGCUGAUUCGGCGCUGUGAGCCUCAUAUGCUCUGCGAUGGUAUCAAUCACAGCCUUUUUGUUGGAUUUCGGCCUCUGAUUAUCUUGCAAGCCUUGAAUGACCGCAAAUCCGUCUUUCUUUCCUCAGAAGACUGGAUUAAAGUGCCAUUUUCGCGACAUGGAGCAACCUCAAUGCAAGCCUUAUUGUCCGAAGCUGCCGUAAUUCCGUCCCUUCUCGAAAGCAUUGAUGCGUUGAGGACAGUGGCGAACAGCGAGUUGCCAGUUGCUGUUUCGACACUCCAUGACUCGCUGAGGCGGGUUUUGGCAUGCCUUUGGCAGUGGGAGCAAAUGCUGAUUGCCGCUGCAGAGGGGAGGCCUUUGUUUUGGGAGGUCCCAUCAGCCCCGUUGCGCAAGUCAGAACAUCGACUGCCUGCAAAGGCCUUGUAUUUUCCGGAUGUCUCUGCGGCAAAUGCAUACGUCCACUUCUGGGCAUUUCAGAUUGUUUGUCUUACGCAGCUUGAUGUGCUGCGAGGGUACUCAACUGUGCCGGGGACGUCCGUAGCUUCAGACCAAGAUGACGAACCCCUUCGAAAAAAUAUCAUUGCGCUUGCCACCAACAUAUGCCAGAGUAUGGAGUAUUUGAUGCAGGAUGAGAUGAAGCUGUACGGUCCAGCUUCGACAUUUUACGCUCUCAGGAUCGUGUAUGAGACAGUGAGCGCUUUCCGGGCCGCUGAAGCUGGCGCACAGAUUAUCGAGUGGUGUCGAGGGGUUGCCAACUGCCUGGUCAAGAAAGGCCUGGGGCUCGCAACAUUGACUUUGCGGGAGGUUCCCUAGGGUGAGCAUGGAAUGAGCUAGCGGCGUCGUUACAGAAGUCAACGGCUUGGUGAAGCCAUUGCAGGGACUCUCAUGGUCGUCCAACAGCUGACGCUCAGCAAGGUCAUGAAAUAGAUACCGCCGAUGGGAAAG